Messenger RNA from Orussus abietinus, 2100 nucleotides. RefSeq names its product membrane protein FAM174A. Lineage: Eukaryota; Metazoa; Arthropoda; Insecta; Hymenoptera; Orussidae. Bases 242 to 820 code for a protein of 192 amino acids. The record is from RefSeq and is a predicted model, not a curated record. The transcript is spliced from 3 exons.
UCAGAAGGCAGCACACGGUGUGAUCGCGCGACCCUGCCUGUGAGCAAUCUCCCAACUCAUCUCUGGUUGGAAGAAGUCGCUUGUCCACAUGCGGAUCUAACCAGAGGUCGACAUGACACAUGCGCAUCCAAAUGUCAUCAGGAAACUCAACAUGAAGGAUAGAGUGGGACCUUGUGAGAAGUAACGUGUUGAACAGGCGUUUUCACAAAGUCAACCAAGUCCGGACAAAUGACCGGGUACAAUGAGGCGUCCGAGAACUCUGAAACUCCUCGUGUACUACGUUAUGGUCUUCUACGUAUGUCUCGGAACUUGUGACGAAAGUUUCAAGAAGUCAAGGACAGCCGACUCCGCGCCGGCCGAUGUUUCCCCGAAGACGGCCGGCGCGGACCUUGCGAACAAACCUGAAGACCCCUCGAAACUCGACGAGGAGAAAAGGCCUCACGGCGCCAACGAUAAGCACGUUACGUCGAACCAUAACCUCACUUCCGCGGGCGAAAUUAAUAACGAUACGUCGUCAAAGACCAUUGUGCCGCCGGCUCAGCCAGGUGCUGGACACGCGACAUCGUUAAACCCUGGUGCCCUUUGGCGUGGGUUCUAUGUUUUCCUUGGACUCAGUGUGCUCGUCAUGUCCUACAUUAUAUUCCGUAGCUUUAGGAUAACUAAGUCACGAGCCCAAAUGGUACGAAAAUAUGGCGUACUUGCACAUAGGCAAGACGUGGAAAUGCGUCCAUUGCCACUAGACGAAGAGGACGACGACGAUACAACUGUGUUCGAUGCAAGCAACGUAUCACCACGAAUGGCACAGCAUCAAAAUUCAUAAAAGCAGCUUUAUAUGCCAUUUUGCAGUAUUAACAAGUUCCAUUGUAUCGACAAGCCUUUAAGUAUAGGAUUCCUUUUCUACUUAAAAGAAAAACAAGUGUAUAAAAUUGACAGAUGUUUGAACGUGAUAUGGCACUGAUCGUGACCACAAAGUAUCAUAAGGAGCUCCCAUGCUACGAGUCUUUCUGGAAAAUUCUACCCUCAUAAGUUUGUUCGGAUUAGCUGUACUUCUGUACUUGAGUGUAACCUAUUGCACUACACUUUUCACGAGAAAUGCAAAAAUGUGGAUACAUUUUUGCCGACUGUCCCAAAUACCGGAAACCUCAAGAAAAUUCAAGAUGAAGUCGUUCAAUUUCCACUAUAACUGAUUCGAUGGAAAUUGAAAACCACGAAUAAUAUUUUCAGGUGAGGUUAUAUAUUUACUUUAUGCUAUACGAUACCAGAGGAUUCCUGCACUCGCUGCACCUAUUUGAGAACGAGUGUGGAAAGUACGAUACUUUUGUACCAAAAUGUAUAAUGGUGUAAUCGUACUCAUAAUCCGAACAGUCAUUUUUGUCAUUACGUCCAGAAAUUCGAACGCCAAAUUUGACAAAAGUAUAAACUAAGUGCAAAAGUACGGUAUCCCGAACAAAUCUCGUUCUCCCUUGCCAAGUAGUCAACAGUAACAUUGGCAAUUCUUGCGAGAAAAGUGUUGCAACUUGAUUAUACAUUAUGAUAGAGCUUACACUAUGAGUCAGGUGUAGUACUACAUGUGUACAGAUAUAAACAAUCGACUUGUAUCACCGGCCUUGUCAUUUUUAUUUAUUAAUAUUUCUAAGAUGUGAAAUAAUAAAUGUCUUGAUAGUCAAUAUUUGCGUAUGGAUGAAGUAUUUUUUAGAUGAUGUUACAAAAGCUAUUUGUGAACAUUUAAGAAUGUCGGAUUUCUUGCAUGAAUUGUUAGCGUUACUGUUAACUAACUUGGCAAUGAAAUAUAAGGUUACUUUUAUAAGAAAGUGGGAACACAUUAUGCUACUUCAUGAUUAUGACAUACCAUGACUUGGUUAACCGUGACAUCAACUUUAGGAUGUUUCGUUCCAAUGCACAUCCAGCUAUGAGCGAUGUCUCUUUCAUCAGUCUUAAUUUUUCCUCGCGCUCCUAAAAAGCACUCUGUGCCUCCUGCAUGGAAUGUAGGACAGACUAGAUAUGCAAAAAACACUUAAAUGGCAUUGUUGUAAUAAUUGAUAAAUGUAGAAUGUCUAUAUUUUACUUAGUUCUAUAAAUUUAAUAAAGAUUAUCUACAAA